AUGGGUGACGUCGCUCCCAAGACACUCUACUGUAUCCGCCAUGGAGAAUCAACGUACAACGAAUGGCGCAAGACCAGUCUCUGGAACUUCUCGUGGAUGUGGGUGCGGGAUCCUAUGAUUAUUGACGCACCGCUUAGCGCCAAGGGGAAGAAACAGGCGCUUGAACUCCACGAAUGGAUCGCUGCCAAGCAGUUGGAAGAGAAGAUCCAAUUGAUCAUCACGAGUCCAUUGACGCGAGCAAUUGAGACGACCAUUGGCGCGUUUCCCGACACGAAGAUUCCCAUCAUUGUCGAGCCUUCGUGUCGGGAGAUGUUGGACACAGCCUGUGACAUUGGUCGUGUGCCCACAGACUUGGCACAGCAGUUCCUUCUUCGAGGAGACAUCGACUUUUCCUUGCUGGAUCCGUUCUGGUGGCUAGAGAUGGGCAAGUUCCCGCGGACCGGAGAGGGUGAAGCACUUCCAGCCAACAUUGUCGCACCCAAGACGGCGGAUGAGGUGAGGCUGCUGCGCGAAACUGACGAGGAGCUGGAUGCACGGAUUCGAGAGUUUGUUGCGAAGCUGUUGGAGAGACCAGAGCAGCACAUUGCGAUUGUCGGCCACUCGUCGUAUUUCAAGCGCAUGCUGGCGAUGAAUCGCAAACUGAACAAUUGUGAGCUGCACGAAACUUCAUUUGGUGACAUUCAGCUUCGCUACGCACAGAAGUAG
Peronospora matthiolae is the source of this 705-nucleotide messenger RNA. Lineage: Eukaryota; Oomycota; Peronosporomycetes; Peronosporales; Peronosporaceae. The record is from the annotation of a GenBank genome assembly.